GCUUCACAAGGGAGGAGGUGAAUGUCCUGGAGGGAGUGGGAGGAGAGGUUGAGAAUUUUUUUGUGGGGCUGGGGGAGAUGUAUGGGGCCGCAUCAUACCCUAGCGGUGACAGAUAAAAGCAAAGGGUCGACAAAAGCAUAUUUUAGGCGGGGAUUGAAUGCUUUUGUGGGAGCAAAGGAAGGAAGUGGUGUCCGUCUCUGGGAGUUGGACCCAAGCUCAUACACCUGCCGAGCCGUCAUUCCGGGUAACAUUGGAGUGAUAUAUGGCAUCUGCUGGAACCCAACGGGAAAGCUCAUAGCAGCUGCAUCUGCUGAAGGAAAGAUAGGCAUACUGGACGUGGACAAGUGUGUUCCUGUAAGGACGUUCAAUCACCACAGCGCUGCUGUUCUCAAUGUGAGUUGGAACAGCUUCAACCCACGCUUACUGGCUUCGUCAUCGAAGGAUGGCUUCUGCGUGGUCUUCGACGUGGAUGGGAGCAUUAUCCACAAGUUGAAGCACCCGGACGCAGCGUAUGGAUGUGCCUGGUCGCCGCAUGUUGAGGAUCGAAUCAUCACCGGGUGCGACGACGGGAGGGCGUACGUGUGGGACGUAGACUCCACCGACGUCAAUGUUGGGAGGGUGGUGGGUGGAGGAGCUGUCAGUCCAAUCCAUCCCCUGAGGACGAUACGCGGCCACUCGAGGAAGGUAUUUAACGUCGUCUGGUGUCCCCACCUUUCCUUCAAGACAAUGGUAUUGAGUGGGAGCGACGAUGGCACCGCGCGGGUGUGGGACAGCGAGACUGGAUCUUGUCGCAGCGUCCUCGAAGGCCAUUCCCACUUCGUACGUGCGCUGAUGUGGCAUUCCGAGAUUUUGGAGGUGGUCAUCACUGGCAGCUGGGACGCGACCAUCCGGAUCUGGGACUGGACAGCUGGCAAGGGACCUGAUGCUGCCAAUGGCGGUGUAGGCGCGGUGGUUGGCAUCUGCUUGAUGACGGUGACGGACCAUCAUGCAGACGUCUACGGCCUCUCUGCGCAUCCGGAGCGUCCAUUCCUGAUCGCGUCGUCCUCGAGGGACACCACACUCCGAUUAUGGGCCUUGGAUUUGCCGAGGUUCGGCUGCCUGAAGGCCCGGAUGAUGUUCUUGGAGAGCCCCAUUGACUGGUUCUCGGAGGAGAAGAAGGGCAUGCUGCUGACGGAAGAGAAAAGGGAGCGAAGACCCUCGGUGCUGAAGAACAGGAGUCAUUCGGUUGCUGGCAGAUUGACCGAGGGGAUGGGGUUGCCUCCGUCGGAAGACAGUCCGUCAAGGGCACCCACGGACGCUCUAGCAGCGUCGAUGGCGGCAGGCGACAGGAGAGACGACCUGCCCGUCAGCUAUCAAGCAGGCACUGCUGCUGACAUCAACAGCAGGGAAGGAAAUCUCAGCUUCACAGCAUCACUCGGGUUGCCUGUCGCAGGGGAAGAAGGAGGAGGAGGAGGAGGGGGCUCUUUCUCGUUGAUGAUGCUCGGCCGAAAGGCAAGUACCGGCCCUGCAGCUGCGACUGUUCCAUCCGCCAGUGGCACGGCACCUUCUCAUCACAGGAUUCGGUUGAUCGGCAGAGCUUCGGCCGCUCUCAUCCAGCACUUGGAGACGCUGAAAUCUGGUGUCGGCCUUGGGCUGGGGCAGGACUUCUCCCCCAGACUCAUACUCAUUACGAGAUUCCACAUAAUCUCCGAGUUUGUGUUGGUAUCGAGUGCCUUGACGGAGCUUUGGACCUUAGCUCGGAUUCUAGCCAAUCAACGAAGCGCAAGCUCUGUGACAUCUCUGCCGCCUUUGCAGUCGCCCGGCCACAGAGCGAGGGCGGGCAGCGUCCUCGGUGGGUCCUCCUCUUCCCUGAGCCCGAAGCGCCGAUCCUCCAUCGUCUUCCAAUCCCCCUUGUCCGGCACGGCGAGCUUAGGCACCGCUUCCCCCAGCAAUGCCGGCAACAGGUCCGCAGCUGCAGCGGGCCCAGGAAUUCCAGCGGACGUCGUGGAUCCGAUGAUUCCAUGGAUGGCGCAAGGAGCUCAGCAAGGCGCCCUCUUGGCAUCGAGGCCCAGCACGUCCAUGAGGAUCGUUCAUGAGGAUGACCUGAUUCCGAUGAUGGCAGCUCGAGCUGCUGAGCUGGAGUCCGUUGCUAGCAGAAGGGCGAAAACGAUCGGUGCAGUCAAACGAGAAGAAGCGCUGCAAGACGCCGCCUUGAUUCACAUGAAGCUUGGGAAAAUAGAGCGGAGCAUGAGGCCUGGCAGAGAGAUCUGGGGAUGCUUAGGGGUGGGCAUCCCACGGAACAGCAAAGGGUUGCUGCUGGGACGACGCUGGUCGGAGCUGGGUGGGCGGGUCCUUGAUGGAGGGGGUCUCGGCGGUGUCGCGAGGGAAAUGUUGGGACAGUACGACUCGAAUGGCGAAGUCGGAGGCAUCGGUGGUGACAUAGAAAUGGCGAGUGGGGUCGACGAUCUUGAGGACAAGGCCCGUGGUGAUGGUUUGCUUGAGGAGGUCGAAAGCGUGUUGGCGGGGAUCGUUCCAAUUGAAGGUCUCGUCCAUGCGUGUGAGUUCGUGGAGAGGGUAAGAGAUCUCGAAAAAGUUGUGAAUGAACGGGCGGUAAUAGUUGGCAAGGUCGAGGAAGGAACGAAGUUGGAGAAGGGUCUUGGGCGGGGGGUACUCGACGAGGGCUGUGACCUUCGAGGGGUCCAUACGGAUGCCUUCAGCGGAGACAAUGUGGCCAAGGUAUUCGACGCUCGAAGCGGCAAACAUACAUUUGCUGAGCUUGGCGUAGAAUUUUUGCUCUUGGAGGAUCGAGAGGACUUGGCGAAUGUGCUAAAGGUGGGACUCGAAGGUGGGGCUAAAGAUGAGGAUGUCAUCAAGGUACGCGACGACACAAACUUCGAGGAGGUCACGAAAGAUGUGGCUCAUGGUGGACUGGAAUAUGGUGGGGGCAUUGGAAGAAGGCGGUCGGGAGGCACGAUCCUAGCAUUCCAUCGGCAUAAGGUGGGCGGCCUUGAGGUCCUCAAUGGUGAAUUGGGAGGGGUCGAGAGAGGCAGUGUCAAAGUCGUAAUCGGAGGUGGGUGGAGUGGUGUCGUCAGGGGUGAUGUUAUGGAAGAAGCGGGGGCGGGAGGGAGCAGGCGCGGACUGGUGAUGGGGGUGGAGGAGUCGAUCGUGGUGAAGCAUGGGAGAGAGGAGGUCAGCAAGGGGCAUAUCGGGUUUGUGGGCGAGGGCGGAUGCAAGAUCUUUGUGGCAUACUCGCUUGAUGCGGGAGAUGAACGCAAAGGCGGGAAUGACGGUGGUGGGGAGGUGAUGGCGGAGGGAGCGGAUGUAUUGGACAAAGCGGUCCGUGGGACCGGUCUGGCGGAGGUGACAAAAUUGUUCGAGGUAGUCAUCGAUGGUUUUCUGGGGGCGGAAGGUGGCAGUGAGAAGGCUGACCCAUUGGAGGAAGGAGUGACGCGGUCCUCCGGCAGCGCGGCGGUUGCUGACUUCAGCCAUCCACCAUUUGGCGGCAUUGCCGAGGAGGCGGGAGGUGGCAAUGGGAAGCUAGUGGACAAGGGCAUGUGGUGGAGCUUGAAAGAGUUCUGGAGCUGGGUAAGGAAGAGGAAAACGUCCUCGUGGGGAAGGCCGAAGAAGGGCAUGAUGUCAGCGGAUCGGAAGGAACGGGGGAUUUCCCCUUCGCGGGAAACGAUCCGGGCGAGGGUGUUGAAGUUGAGGUUAUCGGGGGUAGUGGGACGGGGGGUGGGGAUGGUGGAGGUCGUCAUGAUGGGUUGUGAAAUAGUAUGGGAGUGSGGGGGGGGAAGAGGGGUGACGAGGUUAGGCGAGRAAKGAGGCGGUGUGCUGGAAGUGCUGGAUGAGGGGGGGGAAAGGGUGCAGGAGGCAGAGGUGGUGGAUGUGGUGGUAGAGGUAGUAGGAGUGGAGGAGGUCGGCGGGGGGUUGUGGCUGGAGGUGGCUGUGGACGUGGGGGUGGUGGUGGUGACCACCUGGAUGGAGGGAAUAGUGGUUUGGGACUCGAGGGCGGUCAACCGGCUUGAGAUGCCAGCGACGGAAGUGGAGAGUGUCCGGAGGGAGUCCUGUACGGACCGAAGGAUGGAGAGGAGGGAUGGGUCGGGGGUGUUCUCCCCGAUGGCUUGUUGGCUAACGAGUUCGCGGUGGAUAUCCGCCACGGAGUCGUUGCGGAGAGAGCUCGUGUUGACGCUUGAAGCACCUUCGGCCAUUGGAGAGGACGAAGGCGAGGUGGUGGAGGAGGAUGGAGCAGUGGAGGUCGCGGCGGCGGCACGUUGGGAGGUCUUGGUUUGGCGUGGUGGCAUGUUAAACUUCAUGCAGAACUCUUUAGACCAGAUCUUGGACCUUUUGCAAAGGCCAGGAUUCCGGCCAGCAGCACAGUUGCCGUUGCCGUUAACGGCGAUGUCAGGCCCCUUUCCGGUACAAGCUGGCACACGAUCAAGUGGUAUUAGGCCGGAAGAUGCGAAGGUGGCUAGUAUUAGGGACUGGCCACGACCUCAGACUGUUACUGAGGUCAGAUCUUUCUUAGGAAUGUACGACUACUAUAGGAACUUUGUGAAGAAUUAUUCCACAAUCGCCUCUCCUUUGACUGAUCUAACUCGGCUUGAUACGCCGUGGGACUGGAGUGAUGAGUGUGAGGCUGCUUUCAAACGAUUGAAGCAUGCACUCAUGAAUCAUGAAGUUCUCAUGGUGCCCGAUCCUCAGAAGCCAUUCAUAGUGACCACUGACGCAAGCCAAUACGGCAUUGGCGCAGUGCUGGCUCAGCAGGAUGGAAAGAAGUUGAGACCGAUUGAGUAUAUGAGCAAAAAAAUGCCAUCUAAGAAAUUGGCAAAGUCCACCUAUGAAAGGGAACUCUAUGCUCUCUACAAAGCACUUGUCCAUUGGAGACACUUCCUGUUGGGACGAUUCUUCUACUUGAGAACUGACCAUCAGACCCUCAAAUGGAUCAAGACUCAACCGGCUCUUUCUGAUGCACUUAAGCGCUGGAUUGAGGUCAUAGAUCAGUAUGACUUCAAGCUUGAGUAUCUAAAGGGAGAGUACAACAAGGUUGCAAAUGCGCUAUCUCGUAGAGCAGACUACCUAGGGGCGCUAGUUUAUGAGUUUGGUGUAUCUGAGGAAGUAACUCAAUCAUUGGUGGGAGCCUAUCAGGAAGAUCCUGUCAUGAUGGACAUCAUCCGCAAACUUCAGGCAAAAGACAUGGCCACAGAGAAUGAGUUUGUGAUGGUGGAUGGGUUACUCUUUCUUGAUAAGGCCGGGUGUAAAAGGUACUGCGAGAUAAUGAAGCAGUUGGACUUAUGGGACAAGGCCUUAUCUGUUGCCCCAGCAGUGUCGAUUGGGUACUGGAAGUCCUUGAUACUUGAGAAGGCGAUCCAAAGCAGGGCUGCAGUGGAAAACAGCAGCCACUGGGAAGGGCCGUCGGAUGUCUAUGCCUACCAUAUUGCCGGUGGGAGCAUCGAUGAGCUCAUCGACAUCUUGGUUGAUAAGGGCGAGUUAGAAGAGGCGUUCUUGGUGGGUAAGGUGGGGUCUGCUGGGGCUUAUCCUGAUUACAAGGAGGAUGACAGCGCGCUGAGUCCUACACAGGGUGAUGUCAACCUUGUCGGUGGCGGCAAUAGCAGAUUAGGUCGGCGGAGAGCUACUACCUUAGGAAUCAGUGCUGAGCUGUCACGGCUCAUUCAAGUGGAGGCCGGUAGAAGCAAUGUUAGUGGAGGAGGAGGAGGGGGAAGCACAGAUGACCCCGACUGGCCUCAGAAUAGCCAAAGAAUGCAGAAGCACGAGGAGGAGGCAGACUCCCCUGUGGGUGGUAUCCCUGGAGGAGGGGAACUCGCGGCUUCUUCAGGACAGAGUAAUCGCCGCACCAUUGAUGUGAGCAGCAGCAGCAGCACGGGCCAGAAGUUGGAGGAUGACUUGGAAAAGACAGCAUCUCCCAGUUUCAAUAGAAGCGAGCUCCAGAGUCAGCUAAGGACGACGGAGGGGUUCAAGCACCAUAAGAAGAGGAAAAAGAAGAAGAAAAGGGCUGACAGUAUAAGGGUUUUACUGGGAGAGCAAUAUGCAAGCAAGGGAGAACCAAUUUGGGCCGCUUGUUGUCACCUGUCUGUUGGUGAUGGGCAGGUGCGGCUUUUCUCCACCUCCUCACACAGAAUCGUUUUCAUGUCAUUCCACAGAAAAUCGUUUUCUGCUAUCCCAUCCUCUCCAAGGGUCCCAGCUUUGUACAGUUUUGAACUUGCACUGAAAUUCCCACAACACCUGGUACAGUGUGAGGAAGCCACUCUGUUCAUCUGCAUGCACAGUGUUAAAGCCUGAGUACUUCAUCAGUCAAACUUGGCCUGUGCCAGUAGGUGCAGGCACUGACCGGCCUGCCCCCAGUUCAAUUCAUUUGUCCACCUUAAACCACCAGUACUUCCUCGAGUCGUGCCCGUUAACGC
This is a messenger RNA of Chara braunii, 6398 nucleotides long. Lineage: Eukaryota; Viridiplantae; Streptophyta; Charophyceae; Charales; Characeae. The record is from the annotation of a GenBank genome assembly.